Effrenium voratum is the source of this 3766-nucleotide messenger RNA. NCBI's taxonomy places the organism in Eukaryota, Dinophyceae, Suessiales, Symbiodiniaceae. The record is from the annotation of a GenBank genome assembly.
AGGGUGCCCGGCUCAAGUCUGAAAAGGACUCCGUUUCGACCGGGGAGUGGCAAUGGCCGGGAUGAAUCUCACCGGGUUUCCCGGCAUGUUCGACUUCGUGGAUGCCGAGCCCAAGCGGGUGGAGAACGCCAGCUCGAAGCCUUGCCUGGAUUCCUACAAGCAGAUGGCGCGGGAGGCCAUGCUGAGAGACGGGGUGCACUCGGGCUUUCUGGAGGAUGCCCACUGGGUGCAACUCUGGCGGAAGCACUUUGAGGGUAGCGCCCUCCUGGACCCCGCCGUGCCGUUUCGGGAACCGAUGCAAGAGACGUUCAAGGGCAGCAACCUGCGGGUGCUGCAGUGGAAUUUGCUGGCGGAGGGGCUGGUGCCUGAAGGCUUCAUGAUGCCCUUGGUGUCCCAGGCCCACGUGGAGACCUCAGAGAAGUUCCUGGAAAGUUUGCUCAAGACGGGCGGCCGAGAGGACCUUCGCACCGCCGCCAAGCUGAGCUCCCAGGGCUAUCGGAGCUUCGUGUGGAGCCGCAACGAGGAGGGGGCCGUCACCUGGGAGGAGUUCGCCCGGAUGGCCUGCAACAUGGUGUUGGCAAUGAAAGGCCUGCCUCCUGAGCAGAAGGAAGAGCGCGGCCUGUCACUGAAGCACAAGUACAACCCGGACCUGGAGACGAAAGACAGCGGCCAGCUCACGGUGAACGAGAAAGCGGUGGUGGGUGCGGAACAUCGCCUGCUGCGGGUGGUGUGGUUCGUCGCCUUGACCCAGCCGGACGUGAUUUGCUUCCAGGAGCUGGACAACUUUGCAUUCGUCUCGGAGGAGCUUGCGAAGCUGGGCUACGCCUGCAGCACGGCCCAGGCGGCGCCCUACGUCCCGCUGAAGGGGCGGCAGGGCGAGAGCUACCGGGAGAAGCUGGACUCCGACUGGAGCUUCGCACCCAAGUGGGGCAUCAAGAAAGGCAAGUCCACCGCCCGGUUCUUCCUUGAGAAGAGGGGCCAAAAAGCGCAAUUCAACGGCAAGAGCUGGGAGAUUGACGACGACGGCCAGGCGAUCUUUUGGCGAGCUGACCGCUUCGAGCUUGUGGGGAAGCCUGAAUUUGCAGUUCUUCCGGGCGACAAGGACAUCAACGACUUCGUUGAUGGAAACACCGAUGACUUAGGAUGCACGCAGAGCGACCAGGCCGCAGUGCGGGUGUUGCUCCAAUUCAAAGACCUGGAUGAGCGGCUGAGACGGCAGCAGUUCUACGUUUGCACCACACACCUGUCCAGCGGCGGGGACGCAGAGGUGCACCGCAUCCAGCAGCUGUCGCACCUGAGCCGCUGGGCUCGCAGUGGCUUGCCCGAGAUCUGGUCAAUGGAUGCCAACACGGAGAUCGACUUCGACGACGGGGACAUGAGCCAGGGAAGCCGGGUGCCGGUGCCGGAGGAUGCCAACGCCCUGCAGAGCUUCAUGCACAACAACGACCUUCGCAGCGUGUGGGAGACCUAUUAUAUGAGCACACGGGAUAUUUGGCAUCCACCUGUCUCAGUCUGGAAGAUGCGUGGCAGCGCCUCCGCACAGCCCAAGAAGGUGGGUGAGGACAUGUACCAGCUGAUUGACCACAUCUUCUACGAGGGCCGGCACCUCUUCCGCCAGGGCGAGCAAGCGCUGAGGCUGCGGGAGAAGAAGACAGACGACCCCGCAGACCGGGACUGGCUGGCCUUGAUGCCAAACGAGCUGCUGCCGUCGGACCAUCUGCCCAUCCUGUGGGACUUCCAUCUCAACGUCCAGAGCCCUCGCUGGGAGCCCACGGUGCUGGUGAGCGCCGCCGAGAGGCUCUUCUUUCAGCUGAAGAAGCUCCUGCCCGCGCCGGAGGAUGAUACCUUGGCGUACAUUGAGGGCCUCUUCAAGCCUUUGCACCAUGGAGGACUGCAAUCCAAGAGUGACGCCCAGCUGGAUGCGGCCUUGGACGUGUUCCAGGUGCUCCAGAAGAUCUCCGAUGAGGCGGUGGCGGUGCUGAGCUACGAGGUCACGGAGUACCACUCCAAGAUCGAGGCCUUCCGAGAGAGAGUGAUCAAAGCAACAGGCCGACACCAGUCAGUGUCGACCUAUGAGAGCUCCUUGGUGCAGGCGCUCAUCUUCUCCGCCGCAGCGCUGGUGGCCACCGGCCAGGCGGGUGCACAGCUCUUCGGGGACUUGCGGGACAAGAUCACUUUGGCGGCGAUGCGCUGCGUGCUGCGAGCCCUGACGGCGGCGCCCAAGGACCGCGCCGUGACAGCCAUGAGCGAGGGCCAGCUGUGGGCGCUGCUGGCGCAGCUCACAUCCAUGCUCACCAGCAGCUGCCCGCACAUUGUAAAGGCCUUCGACAACAACGGCAGUGUGGCUCCUCUAGAAAUGGAUGCCCUGCUCGCGGAGAUCAGCGACCAGCUGACUUCUAAGAAGACCUGGAACGCCCCGGCCCUGUGCGUGCUGCGGUGCAUCAACUGGCGCCAGUGUGCCACCGGCACCCACGUGGCGGCGGCCGUGAAGUUGCUCAUGCAGGCCAUCGAGAGCGGGAAGAUCCCCUUCCUGGAGCAGCUGCUGGUGAACUACUCCGAGCUCAAUCAGGAGGCGCAUUCCAUGGUGCACACCAACUCGGUGGUCACCUCAGUUCCCUCGGGCAGCGCCUUGAACGCCACGAAGCUGCUGCGGGGCUCCACCGCCAACCACCUGCCCCCGGACCUCAUGCCCCUGGUGCACAAGCAGACCUUCGACCAGUCCGCUGCCAUCGCGGCGCUGGCGGCCCUGGCCAACUCCGGGAACUUGGACUCGGGGGGUGGGCUGGCUUUACUUCUGGAGUCCUUGCAGCGGCAGAUCGCCCUGGUGCAGCAAGGCGACCAGAUCCCGGAGCGGCAGGCGCGCGCGCUGCACCGGCCACCUGCCUGGGUGGUGGCCUCCUACGUGCGCCGGGCGGUGGUGUGCGCCCUGGAGCACAUGGAGCCCGUUGAGGCAUUGGUGGUCUCGGCGCAGAAGCUCCACGUCUCGGAGGCGGCGAAGAAGCGCGCCAAGGUGAACCCCGUGGAAGAGCUGAUCCAGGCGCUCAUCGACUUCCCCCAGGACGGGCCCCAGUCGCAAGUCCACACCUUCGGCCGCAUCUUGCGGCUGCUGGUCAAAGUCGGGGAGCGCUGCGGGGCUGCACUGCUGCUGUCGCCCAUGGUGGCCAGGAACGGCACCGAGAGAAUUCUCGACGUGCUGAGGUGCUUAGCGCUCCUGCCGCAAGACGACCUCCAGCGGUGGAAGACGCAUCUGCACAUCAACCGCUUUUUGGAUCUGCUGCUGCACACAAAACCCAACGACCCCCUGGGCGCCGCGCUUCAGAAGAAAAUCGAUGAGGCCACCAAGGAGGACGAGUUCUGUCAACUUCUGCUGUUGCGGCCCUUCAUUGAGGUCUCCAACCAGAAGUCCUAUGACCUCAGCCGGAUCCUGGGCGACAUCGACAAGUUCGACAUGGUGACAAAACUGUCUGACCACCAGAUCAUCAUGAAGAAAAGCAAGGAGAGUGCCGCCCUGAGUGGCUGAGCCGCCGGAAAAUGCGUCGGAAAGGCUUCCGAAGCGAGCGGAAAGCCUUUGAAACAAGCGGACUCUUCCCUUGAGCGAACCCCGCUGGGAGCCGCGUUUUCGGGUCUGCCGAUGCUUGAAGAAUUCCUUCAAACCGACUGGCCGUGCAUGUGCUCACAAAGAUGGGCCCUGUGGCGACGGAGAGUUGACGUGGUUGUUGUUGGGAAACAUUUUUCCCAUUUUUUUGCUUGUUGUGGUUUAGUGGUU